Molecule: messenger RNA, 5620 nt
Organism: Ruditapes philippinarum (Manila clam)
Lineage: Eukaryota; Metazoa; Mollusca; Bivalvia; Venerida; Veneridae
Product: fibrillin-1-like
Exons: 17
Coding region: 1288-4719 (1143 amino acids)
Molecular function (GO): calcium ion binding
Source: RefSeq, a predicted model, not a curated record
UUGCAUUGCGAAGUAACGUAAGGUUACAAGCAAAACUGAACUAACAUGUUCGCUUUUAAUAAAUCAAGACAAUCCGAGAAAUUAAUCAUCUCAUUGAUUUUUGUUAUCUUAUCAUUGGUUUAAGUAUACAUAACUUGAUAUUAGUCUCUAAUAAAUGUGCUACUAAGGAAGGGUGUACAGAAGAGCUUAUAAAAGUCAAAACAAUAUUUAUUCCCAUGAGAAAAUUAAAGAAAUUCGGUCAACGUAUUACAAAACAUUCAUUUAGGAAGAUACUUUCUAUAACAUAAACAUAUCUUGUUAAUUUCUCAAUGAUAUCAGGAAGUAAUUAUUUGUCAGUCGCAGCCGCAUCCUUUCUGAAUGAGGAAGAUUGAAAUAAAGGAGCGGACAAUUAAGCAGGAAAACGCCCAGAGUAGAAUGAGAAAAAAAAUAACAAGAUACAUAGAACCACAAAAAAAACUUUUCUUAAAGUUAAUAUAAAUGAAUUGAAAUACAUUAUCUUACUUUCUUGGACUUUACAUUUGAAUAUCUUUUAUAUAUCAAGUAUCUUCUUAAAUAACAAAGAGCAUGUGUUCACCUUGGCAAUGUUGAAAAUAUGACAUUUCAUUUUUGUACAAGAUUUACACCAAUUAAAACAAAUAAUAAUGUAAUGAAAUAUAAUAUUUUAAAGAAUGUUUGUGAAAUUGGGUUGGUCGUGAUUAAUAAAAGAGUAACUAACAUUUCAUAUGGACGCCAGGCCUUUUUUAAAAAUUGAUUAUUAAAUUUGUUUGGAGAAUUGAUUUAGUGAUUUGAAAGAAAUUCUAGUAUGCGCGUUAUAUAUCAUGGAAUUCAUUAAACAAACCUGAAAAACAACAUACAAGAAAUGUUGACAUUGGUAUAACACAAUUCUAUUUUUUUAACUAACGGUGAAGGAGUAUAAAUAGUAUGUUGGAAUUAUAAAGUAUGGAAGUAUCAAAUGCGAUUAGCUAUGUCUGUUCUGCAAAUCUCGACAAAAGUUUUAUUUAUUAAUUUAUUUAUUUAUUUUUUACUUAUUUAUUUAUUCAUUUAUUUAAUAUUUAUUUACUUAUUUUUAUUUAUUUAUUGUUUUUGUCUCGUCGACUUCUCGAUACAUAUGUUUAUACAUGUAUAAAUAAUAAACCUAAUCGAGCAUAAUAGCAUUUUAUACUUAGUUAUACACGUACUUUACGUAUUCAUGUAUUUUCAUUGUGAUAUGGUAAAUAUAAUGGCCAAUUCUUUUGGGCGGGUUCGGAAUAUCAUCCAAUCGUGACUGUUACAUAAUUAUAAAAGUACAUGCAUGUUUUAUUUAGUGUCAUUUGUGCGAUCAUGAGCGGUGCAAUAAGGAUAGCUUUAAUCGCCUUCCUUGUAAGGGGUAUAUAUGCUGGGUAUUGUAAUACCACGUAUUCAUGUCAAGCAACAUGUUCUAAUAUACAGACGUACACAAAAGCAUGCGGAUGGUUCAACUGGGGCAGAUGUCCAGCAUCUCGAACCGUCUACACGCAUUGUACAAAAACAUGCUACAAAAAGAAAUGUUGUUUUGGCUAUACUGGAAUAAGCUGUAACAGACCUUUGUGUUUUGGUUCAUAUUCGUGUCCUAACGGUGGUACAUGCCAAUCUCCAGACAUGUGUAGAUGUCCACGUGGCUUCAACUCGCCCAGGUGUACUGAUAUUGACGAAUGUAGCAGGAACACACAUGGGUGCCAGCACAAUUGUGCUAAUACUUAUGGCUCUUACCAUUGUUCAUGCAGAGCUGGCUUUAGCCUGACCUCGGAUCUCAAGUCUUGUAUAGAGGUUCCGAAGUUUGAAAAUCAGCUUUACAAUCAGACUGUCUUAUACGGCAGCGAUGCUACAUUCUUCUGCAAUGCUACAGGUGAUCCGGAACCUGAUAUAUUUUGGUUAAGGAAUGACACAGUUAUCCCAGGAGACCGUUUAAAUGUGCUAACCGUUUCAAAAGUUACCGAAAAUGAUUCUUAUGACAAGUACAAUUGUAUUGCUGGGAAUGAAGUGACUAAUAUCACCUCUUCUGAUGCUUAUAUAAAUGUGGUACUGCAAGAUGUUAAUGAAUGUAAAUAUGGUGGACAUAACUGUACACACGUGUGUAAUAACACGAUAGGGUCAUACAUUUGCUCCUGCUUUGACGGAUACUCUCUUGAUGAAGAUGAAAUAACAUGUUCAGAUAUCGAUGAGUGCAGUACAGAACAGAGCGUUCUUGUUUGUGAUCAAAUAUGUAAAAACCAAGUAGGCUCAUACACUUGUUCUUGUACAGAUGGAUAUACACUACAAGAAGAUAUGAGAACAUGUGUCGAUUUUAACGAAUGCCUGGAUAACAACGGUGGUUGCCAUAGCAUAUGCAACAACAUUGUCGGCUCAUUCAUUUGUACCUGUAAUGAAGGAUAUAGUUUACAAGAUGACAACAAGACAUGUGUCGAUAUUGAUGAAUGCCUGAAUGCAAGUGGUGGUUGUGAUCACAUAUGUAGCAACCUAGAUGGUUCGUUUACAUGUUCUUGCAAAGGCGGAUAUAGUUUGCAAGAAGAUAUGAGAACAUGCAUCGAUAUUAACGAAUGCUUGAAUGCAAAUGGUGGUUGUGAUCACACAUGUAGCAACCUGAAUGGUUCAUUCGCUUGUUCUUGUAACGAUGGAUAUAAUUUACAAGAAGAUAUGACAACAUGUGUCGAUUUUAACGAAUGUCUGGACAACAACGGUGGUUGCCAUAGCAUAUGCAACAACAUUAUUGGCUCAUUCAUUUGUACCUGUAAUGAAGGAUAUAGUUUACAAGAUGACAACAAGACAUGUGUCGAUAUUGAUGAAUGCCUGAAUGCAAGUGGUGGUUGUGAUCACAUAUGUAGCAACCUAGAUGGUUCAUUCACAUGCUCUUGCAACGGCGGUUAUACUUUACAUGAAGAUAGGAGAACAUGCAUCGAUAUUAACGAAUGCCUGAAUGCAAGUGGUGGUUGUGAUCACACAUGUAGCAACCUAGAUGGUUCGUUUACAUGUUCUUGCAAAGGCGGUUAUAGUUUGCAAGAAGAUAUGAGAACAUGCAUCGAUAUUAACGAAUGCUUGAAUGUAAAUGGUGGUUGUGAUCACACAUGUAGCAACCUAGAUGGUUCGUUUACAUGUUCUUGCAAAGGCGGUUAUAGUUUGCAAGAAGAUAGGAGAACAUGCAUCGAUAUUAACGAAUGCCUGAAUGCAAGUGGUGGUUGUGAUCACACAUGUAGCAACCUAGAUGGUUCGUUUACAUGUUCUUGCAAAGGCGGAUAUAGUUUGCAAGACGAUAGGAGAACAUGUGUCCACAUUGAUGAAUGCCUGAAUGACAACGGGGGUUGUGAUCACACAUGUAUCAACCUAAAUGGUUCAUUAAUAUGUUCUUGUAACGAUGGAUAUAGUUUACAGGAAGAUAUGAGAAGAUGUGUCGAUAUAAACGAAUGCCUUGUCAACAACAGCGGUUGUGAUCAAACAUGUAGGAACCUGGGUGGUUCCUUCAUAUGUUCUUGUAACGGCGGAUAUAGUUUGCAAGAAGAUGGGAGAACAUGUGUCAAUAUUGACAAAUGCCUGUAUGACAACGAUGGAUGUAAUCACACAUGUAGCAACACUAAUCGCUCAUUUUCCUGUUCAUGUAGUGACGGAUAUAGUUUACGUGACAAUAACAUUACAUGUGACGAUGUCGACGAAUGCUUAAUUUAUAACGGUGGUUGCGGUCAAAUUUGCAUCAACACAAACGGCUCGUUCAGUUGCCUAUGCAGAGAUGGAUAUUUCCUACAUGCAAACAGAACAUCGUGCGUAGACAUCGAUGAAUGUCUUGAUAACAAUGGCGGUUGUAACCAAAAAUGCGAAAAUCAAAAUGGAUCCUUCAAAUGCUUGUGUAAUGAAGGGUACCAACUCGACAUGGGUUCUCUUUCUUGCCUUGAUAUAAACGAAUGUGAAGAGAAAAAUGGUCAAUGUGAAGAAACAUGCAUCAAUUUUGAUGGAACGUUCAUUUGUAAUUGCCAACAGAAAAGACUUCUGAAUGAAGACGGCUUAACAUGUAAAGAUGUUUCUGGUACAUUGGUAUCAUCAACUAUACGUCUAUCUAUAGAAAGUGACACAGCUUUAAGAAACUAUACCUUGUAUACAGAAAUCAUGAAUGCAUUGCAGAGUUACUUCGAAGCAACAUUAAAAGAUUUAGUUGUCGUUUCUGUCCACUCUAUAAGAGCCGGAAGUAUUAUUGUAGAUUACACAGUCAUUAUUGAUGACAAGGAAAAUCAGACUAUGUUAGCUGAUACAGUUGUUCAGACGAUUAUCAAUUUAGACGAAGAUGGAAGCCUGGUUAUUGAUGGAAAACCUGUUCCUGUGAAACCAAUAUUUCCAGCAAAUGCUGGUCCAUGUGACCUACGUGAACUUCUAGCAGGACCUUGUGAUAAUAACACAGUUUGUCAAGUUGUUAGCAACAAGCCAAUUUGUCGGGAGGCAAAAAACAGCAUGAAAAACGUCGAAGAAGAGAGUGAUCGUAUCAUUGUUGGUGUGGUCUUGGGAGUUGUUACUUUCUUAGUGACAGUGGUAUUGUUGAUAGUUUAUGUGUUGAAGAAAAGAAAUCAUAUAAAAUGGACACUAAACGGAAGAAAAUUAUCACGUAAAUCAGAAGAAAAUGUUGCACUACCUUACUUAAGCCGGUGGAUCCGGAAUCUGUCAAAAAAGGCCCCAGUCACCGCUUCUGUACAAAGUAUUGAUAAGUGUGUUGACCAAAUCUAAGUGCCAGGGAUAUAUUUCCAAAGCUGGUCGCAAGACUUUUACACAAAAACAGUGUUUUUUUUAUCCUUCUCGUUUUGACAAUUACAUUAAACGCUUGAGUAUUGCAUUUUAAUAUCAUACAUAUAUUUUUUCCAGAAAUGACAUUAGAUAUAAUAUACAUUUUUUCCCUUUUUUUGUAUUUAUAGGUUUUGUUAUUGCAUUUGUUGUUUUAUUAUUAAAAUAUAAAUGUAUAUUACUGUUUAGGGCCGUCAGCUUCUGUUCUGUACAGAUAGCACCAUGAACGAGCAAUAAAAAAACAUGCGGUCAAAAAACAGGAAAACCAAUAACACCUUAUAAUGUUUCCCGUCGAUAAUUUUUGUAUAUAUUUCAUAUAAUGUGUCUCUGUAAAAUCAUGCAAUCAUUCCAGUUAAGUCUGGUAAUACUGAUUUCUAUUUUAAAUCAUGGACGUUUUUUAUCAAAUGACCACUAUUUUACAUCAACGGAAAAAAAUUGCAUCACGAUAUUGACUUUGAGAACAGGACUGUCUUCCAUGUAAAAUGUAUAAUAUGUUUGGAAUUUCAUGGUUUCUGUAAAUACAACCAUCAUUGGUAAUUCUUUCAACUUUUUAUCUUUAUCUUUCUACAAUGUUGAUCUGUAAAUAUUAUAUCAAAGAUAUUUAGCUCAGAUGAGUAUAAAAUAAAUGAAUUUUCUUAUCGGUCAAUAUAAAUUUGAUUACUCAAUCUUUUGAAUUAUUAAAAGAAUACUGCUUAUAAAGUUAGAUGGCAAUUUUGACGAAGGUAUCUCCGUUUAGUAUGCUCUUGGUCUAUGUUUAUAGCCCUAACCCAUUAUUAUCAUCUUAGAUCUGUUAUACUGUAUUAUGUUGCUGUUUAUGCUUAUUGUGGAAGUUUCUUCUUUUCGAAAU